AUGGCCGCGUGCUCAAGCUUUUCUCCUCAGAAGCUAAUCCCAUCGAAAGCCAAACCCAUUGCUUGUGUUCUCGUUAAAUCGAGAUUUUCGGUUCAAGUUAAAGCCUUUUCUUCUCAAGUUUCAAGUUCACCUCAAAAGGAUGAGAUUCCAGCUCGCAUUGGCUUUCUGGGUCUCGGAAUUAUGGGAUCUCCAAUGGCACAAAAUCUCAUUAAAGCAGGAUGUGAUGUUACUGUUUGGAAUAGGACCAAAAGAAAAUGUGAUCCCCUUAUCUCCUUGGGUGCAAAGUAUAAAUCCUCACCUGAGGAAGUAGCUGCCUCUUGUGAUGUGACAUUUGCGAUGCUUGCAGAUCCUGAAAGUGCGGUUGACGUUGCAUUUGGAAAGAAUGGAGCUGCAGGUGGUAUGAGCUCAGGAAAAGGUUAUGUAGAUGUCUCUACUGUUGAUGGAGCCACUUCCAAAUUGAUCAGCUCACAUAUCAAAUCAACCGGAGCACUUUUUCUGGAGGCUCCAGUUUCAGGUUCGAAAAAGCCAGCUGAAGAUGGGCAGUUAAUUUUUCUCACUGCUGGUGAUAAAUCUCUCUAUGAUACUGCUGGCCCAUUUUUAGACAUCAUGGGAAAGUCGAGAUUUUACCUUGGAGAUGUUGGCAAUGGAGCUGCAAUGAAACUCGUAGUUAAUAUGAUUAUGGGAAGUAUGAUGGCAUCGUUUUCGGAAGGGUUGCUACUUAGUGAGAAAGUAGGUCUCGAUCCCAGUGUUCUCGUCGAGGUUAUUUCGCAAGGCGCCAUAAGUGCACCAAUGUACUCCAUGAAAGGGCCUUCAAUGGUUCAAUCCAUUUACCCCACAGCAUUUCCAUUAAAGCAUCAGCAGAAGGACCUUCGGCUGGCUCUUGGGUUGGCCGAGUCGGUUUGUCAGCCAAUCCCGAUUGCUGCGGCUGCAAAUGAGCUGUACAAAGUUGCGAAAUCGCGCGGUUUAAGUGACGAGGACUUCUCGGCGGUUAUUGAAGCACUGAAAGGGAAACUGGAAAAGUAG
Molecule: messenger RNA, 1023 nt
Organism: Striga hermonthica
Lineage: Eukaryota; Viridiplantae; Streptophyta; Magnoliopsida; Lamiales; Orobanchaceae
Source: the annotation of a GenBank genome assembly